Ilex paraguariensis (yerba mate) is the source of this 1846-nucleotide messenger RNA. The record is from the annotation of a GenBank genome assembly. NCBI's taxonomy places the organism in Eukaryota, Viridiplantae, Streptophyta, Magnoliopsida, Aquifoliales, Aquifoliaceae.
AGGCGACGACUGGCCCUCUCUCUCUCUCUCUCUCUGCGGUCGCUGCACUCAGCUCAGCACAUCACUCGAUUGAAGACUCGAAGUGCUCAGAUUCUCAGAUCAGAUCUUCGACUCACACAGCAGAUCUUCAUCUUCUUCAUCCUUCAGUCGACAAUCUGAGGCACAUCAGGCAUGAACAGAGUGAAAAGAGUGAAAUUCAUAGAUACUGAAGUUGAUCAUAUUCUUAGUUCUAGUCCCGAUGCUUCUUCCAUACGAUAUGCAACAGCUCAGGUUCCAAGAUCUGAUGCCCCUAAAACUUCAGAAUAUGCAUUCUUCUCAAAAUUAAGGAAGAGCGCGGGUGGUAGUCAUUCUCAUCCAUUGGGUAAUGAGGACAACCAAUUGAAGAGUGGCAAACCAAGUGACUGUAAUGGAGCAAUAUCCAACAAGUUUAAACACAGCUCCAAGGACCUCAGGUCCUCGUUUCUAGCUGAAAAAGCAAGACCCACCAACGAAGACUCCUUCCUUGCAUGUCUUAAUGGUGAAUCAAAGAAAGCAACUGAUAUAGCUGACAAGGUCAAGCGUAGCUUCAAGGACUUCAGUUCCCCAUUGCUCACAGAAAAUGUCACACCCAUUAAUCACAAUUUGUUCCCCUCAGCACAUGGUGGUGCAUUGAAGAACGCAGGCAACUGGUCUGAGAAAGGAGUCUUUUUUGCAAAGAGGCAGAAGUUACGUCAGGGGGUUUCUGAUACCUCCUUGCCUGAGGUUGACGAACUCUGUUCUAAGGGGUUAGAUUUGGUUUCUGUGCUCCUUAGUCGACUGCUCCCUGAGGGCAAUGAAAACAAUUAUUGCAGGAAUCCAAAGUCAAAGCAAGAGGACAGUGAUACCACAAAUCAGAUAGAUAAUUUGUAUGAGUCGGACAAUCUAAUAUUGGUCCGACAUAGCCAGAGAGAGUGUCCUCACAGAAUUGGAUGGGUAGAUUCAGACUCUCCCUCAGCCAGCUAUGGCAAAAUUCAUUUUCCAUACGAAGAGAGGAAUUAUGAUCGUGAUUUAGAUGGCAGGAGAACUUCUACUUUGUGCAAAAAUAGAGAUUCAUCUUUUUGCUUAUCAUUUGGAAAUUAUGGAUCUCAUGAAUUGAGUCAUCCCAAAGUGAUGAAUGAAUUCCGUGAGUUGAAUGGUGCUGCACUUGAAAGAGAUCCACAUACUCUUUUUCUGGGUUGGGACUUUGAAAAGGAGAAGAAUGAAAGAGAGUUAUCCCUUGCCUAUCACAAUAGAGAAAUAAACUUGUAUUCCACAUUGCUGGCUUCAUGGGAUGAUGACCACCAGGAGAAUCUGUUUGACAGACUUGAUGCAAGUCCACCGUGUUCGGCAUCCUUAUUUUCCAAAUAUCCUAUGAACUUUUCUUCAUUGCCACAUCUCUAUUCAGUCAGGUUUCCCCGUCAGGAGUUUAGAAGCCAACAUGAAGACCAGAAGCAUGUAUUUGUAGAAAUGGAUCAGUUCCCGUUAACCAUAUCAUGUAACCCACCAUAUCCUAAGCUGGUGGAAGAUUGCAAUGCUAACAAUAUAUUUGAGAGUAAGAGCAUUAUCCUCUCGCCUCAAAAUCACUCAUUGUUUCCAAGCAAUUUUUACAGUGAAAAGUAUUAUCCUGGUUUGGAAGCCAUCCUGCUUCCCUCCGGAAUGGAUAUUGAUUUCCGAUGGAGAUGCUUAUCCAUGACUGAGUCUCCUACAAAUCAUCAUUCAUCAACUUAUGGUGCUUCAUUUCCACAAAGGGCAGGCAUAAGCAUGAAUUCACAGCUUCUUGCCGAGGAGAAAAAAGAAAGUAGCCUGCAUAGCUUGAAUCCCAGUAAAACCACUACUCAUUUCUUGGAAG